Penicillium daleae is the source of this 1164-nucleotide messenger RNA. RefSeq lists its product as uncharacterized. The record is from RefSeq and is a predicted model, not a curated record. Gene Ontology annotation, biological process: protein dephosphorylation. Gene Ontology annotation, molecular function: protein phosphatase regulator activity. The transcript has 5 exons. Gene Ontology annotation, cellular component: protein phosphatase 4 complex; cytoplasm; nucleus. The coding region runs from base 1 to 1164 and encodes 387 amino acids. Lineage: Eukaryota; Fungi; Ascomycota; Eurotiomycetes; Eurotiales; Aspergillaceae.
AUGUCGCUAGAUGAAGAAGCCCUUGAUGCAGUCGCCAAUGGCGGCUCGAUCGACCUAGAGAAGUGGGCAGGGAUAGUCGCACCGCUGCUGGAACGGUUGGAAUAUAAUGUCUACAAUGUCUUUCCCAUGCCAAAGGUGCCACCAAGCUCCUACAACCCACAGCCGUUCCUCCCACCCUCCGAGGCCAACGCAGUCCCAGAGAGUAGCAACAAGGAGAAUACUGCUCCUGAAGACCCUCAACCUCCCCAGCAACCAGAGGCAACAAUUGGCUCGCCGCCCUCGAGUGAGCGUGUGCCGGAUUCCCAACCCCAGCCUUCCUCUUCACAGACACACGACGCUCUUCCCCCACCGCUCGCGCUGCUCCUAAGAUCUAUACGCUCGUCCAUCCAGUCAUUCUUUGUGGCAAAGCCACCACACACGAUCCAGAGACUUGCGGAGCUCAUUCUUCGGCCAACUGCCCACUAUAAGACAUUGCCUGCUUAUCUACGAGCUGUGGAUCGCGUAGUGUCUGUGACUAGUGGUGCCGAUGUCUUCCCUUUCAGUGCUCCCUCUAGCGCCAUUGCCCAGCCGAACGGGCUCGUACAUCCUACCAAUAGCGCCGGGGCCUAUCUGACACCUGACUACACUUCUGGAUUGGGAAGUGAUGAGUCUCUUGGAGGAGCUCUUCUUACGCCAAUUCCAUGGUUGACCAGCGCUUCUUUAGAGGGUGUGGACAGUGGUAUAGUGGAUGAACAAGGAAUGACAAUCAUCCCGCCGCCAGAGGUCGGAACCGCAACGAGGGUGACAGCUGAAGGCGAGGAAGAGUCCAAAACGGCUUCUGCUUCGCCGCCAGCAGAUGCAUCAGAGGAAAUUCCCCAUGCCCGGGGUCCGCCGGUUGUGGGUGUAGAGGAUCUAGGAUUACAGGAUGGAAUGGGCGUUGAGAUGAACCUGGGCGAGGAAAUUGCUCAGGACGGGACAUCUGAUCUAUCUGCCACGGUCCCCAAUCCAGCCGAUGGUGAAUCAGGUUCUGCCGACAAGGAUGGUGAUAUCGUACUUGACGAUACCACACCCAAGGCGAACACCAAAGCAGAAGAUACGACAGCUGCAGCACCCCAGAUGGGCGAUGAGACAUCCGAGACAGCGGGUGAUUCUGGUCCAGCUCCGCGGACCGAGAAGGAAGAGUGA